AGGAACUUGUUAUCCUUGAUAUGUAUUUAUAUGUUUUCAGAUUGCCAGAUUCUUUGCUUGAAUCUAGCAGCGACUAACAAUAAUGGCUCCUCCGCGUCGGUUACACAUCUCAACCUUUGUGCUGCUUGUUUUUGCUAUUUUCUCGCUCUCUCAUCCGAUCAGAGCUACUGAUGAGAAAGGGCAACUUCUUCAAGAUCUCAACAAAUACCGGGCAUCCUUAAAUCUGUCAACCUUGAAAGAGAACAAAAAUGCAGACUGCUUUGCAGAUCAAAUGGCUCAGCAAUAUAAGUCACAACCCUGUACCAACACUACGGGUUCUGACACUGUUCCAGGCACCGAGACGCAAUUUUCCAACUAUCCGGACCUUCUGGCCAACUGCAAUCUUAACACAACCGACACAAGAGAUGGAAUGGUAAUGCCUGCUUGCGUUCCUAACUUGGACCCAAGUCUUGUACUCUCCAACUAUACAGAGUCCCAGUACAAUGGUUAUCUCAAUGACAGCAAAUAUACCGAAGCUGGCAUUUCUUCUGAAGGAAACUGGGUUGUUGUCGUUCUGACCACAGACACAUCUGGAGGGAAUUUUGCGCCUGAAACCAGCUUGGCUCCCAAAAUUGGUGUAACCUGCACUUCUCUGAGUUUACUCUUGGGCUUCUUUCUUGUUUUGGUGAGUUAUAAGUUAAUAUGAAUCCUUUGAUUUAUAUCCUCAGAUUUUUCCUUUUUCACUUAU
Telopea speciosissima is the source of this 727-nucleotide messenger RNA. RefSeq lists its product as uncharacterized. Lineage: Eukaryota; Viridiplantae; Streptophyta; Magnoliopsida; Proteales; Proteaceae. The record is from RefSeq and is a predicted model, not a curated record. Bases 83 to 685 code for a protein of 200 amino acids. The transcript has 3 exons.